This is a messenger RNA of Apis laboriosa (Himalayan honeybee), 2837 nucleotides long. Its product is annotated as cell wall integrity and stress response component 3-like. Bases 71 to 1174 code for a protein of 367 amino acids. Lineage: Eukaryota; Metazoa; Arthropoda; Insecta; Hymenoptera; Apidae. The record is from RefSeq and is a predicted model, not a curated record. The transcript is spliced from 4 exons.
AGCAGGCUGCCGGAAGUGGGAUACGAAGAAUACCAACCCCUUUCGGUUGUUCACAUAUCGUUUAUUAAUUAUGUACAAAACGGUACGAAAAGGCGAUGCCAGUCUGCAGUACACAAUUGUACCGCAAACGGAUCAGUUUUCGUCUGAGUUCCCUCAGACGUCGGAAAAAUCUAGCCCGAGGGUGAUCAAGUAUACCAUAGCCACUUUGCUCAUCCUGAUCAUCCUGUCCUGCGUGGCGACCCCGUUUCUCAUAAGUCAGAAUGAUCAGAGCCUGUUCGCGGGCACUGUGCUCGCGAUGGGUCGGGUCGGGCACGACACAAUAGAGAGAAACUCGUCGAGGAGUCAGGGGAAAGAGAUCGGCGUGAACAAAAGCAAAAGCAGGCUUCCGAUCACCGCCACCACCACCGCCACCACCACGCUCCCAUCGACGGAAGCUUACAGGAAACAGGAUGUCGAGGACGAGAUGACUACGGGAGCGUUGAAUGGCGACGAACAAGAGUCGGAGGAGUUCGCUACCACGGAUUCCACGACAAGUAGCACGCAGCGUCAAGAAAGCAGCACGGAAUCGUCGACGAGUACUCGACAGACGUCCACCUCCGCGAUAUUCACGUCCACGAUGAGCCCGUCGUCGACUCUGUCAUCGACAUCGUCGACCGGUUCGAAAACAUGGACGAGCACGACGAGCGAGGUGGCCAAGACGUCUUCGAACGCGUCGAGAAAGGCGAAGAUGCCGAGGGUGACCUUGAAGCUGAGAGAGAACGAGACGAUACCGCAGAUGUACAUGAAGGCGGGGAUAGCGUCGUACAAGAAAGGAAACAUCACGACUAGCGUGCUGGCCCACGGCCUAAGCCUGGAAGGGUUGAUCUUCAAGACGCCGGAGGGUACGAUAAACCCGUGGCCGCAGAAGUGGUUCUUCACCGAUCCCUCGUCCGACUUCCAAUGGAAGGUACAGUCAUCUUCGCAAGGGUUAAACCAAAUGCCGAUAAGGAUUUACAUAGUCCUGGCUGUGUUCGCGGCCUUGGCAAGCGUCAGCAUCUCCCUUCUACUGUACGUGCAACGAAAGGCUACAAGACGCCAGCGUCAGAGUGUGGAGGAACCGGAAGUGGAGGGCCACGAGGAAGACAAAUCGACUCUGCUGGGCGCCGAGAGCCAGGAAACCGAGGAGAAAGAGUAAUCGUGAUUUCCAUCACGGGGAGAGAGCCACGUAGCUCGUAAGACUCGCAUAUUUUUACAACACGUACAUGCGUCACUUUAGAUUUAGAUAAUCUCGCGUGAAACACUGGAUGAUCAUGGAGGGGGUAUGUAAUAUUUUCCGACUUCGAUUGAUCGAGUGUGGGAGGCUCCGUUUUUUAAAGGAAUUGAAAUAAUUAUUAUUGCCCAACUAUGGAGAAAAACACCUAAUCCACAUCUAAUUCUGACGAAUCAACGUAAAUUUUCAGUUUGUUUCUUAAGUUCUUGGAAUGAAUAUAUGCGUGAAAAGUUUUUAGAAAUUGGUGGUAAUUUAGAAUAAUUUUGUGAUAAUUAAGCGAUACUGUAUUUUACAAUACAGUUACUUUUUAUUUUAUUUAUGUUUUAUUCGUUAGAUUAUUUCACAUUACUAUCUUCUUCAAUAAGGCAAUAUUCCUUUUAUUUUACGUCUUGUGCGUACGUAGUUGUCGUGAAAAAUCAAUUUCGAUUAUAGUUUCAGAGACAUAUAUGCUAAACUUAUGUGUUGUUUUAAUCCUUACGAGGGUUUUUUUGAUACGAACAUUUGUUAUUAAUAUUUGACAGUUUUGAAAAAUAUCGUGUAAUAUUUAAUUCUCACAAGGAUAUUUGAUAGAUCAAAGUAUUAAUAAUUCUUUGUUAUUAAUAUUUUGAUUUUUGAUAUAUUUCCAAUAAUCAAUUCCAAGGACAAAUUGCUUUCAAUUUAAUCAUUCCAAAAUAUACUUGAGAUCUUUUAUUUAUAAUCAUCGAAAGAUUUCAUCGUGUUCGAAAAUUAAUUCAAUGAUUUCGAUCUUCUACGCGAGGAAUCAGACUCAAUUUCUUCAGUCGAUACAUUCAAUCAAGAAGGAGAAGAUCGAAAAGAUAAUCGACUGUAGAUGCAUGGAAAUUUUCGACGACAAAUGUUCUUCUUUCAAAUGCGAUUGAGAUAUGCAGACGACUGAAUGGAAUAACGUGGCGUGGUCACAUUUUUCACUUAUUAUUGUGCUGACGCGUUGUGGUCCGAUUAAUUUCCAUUAUAUAUUAAUAUUAAACGCUAUUUGUUUAAAAUGAUUGUGAUUUCUUUGUAUUCUAAUAUCUAAUUAUUUGCAACUUACUUUAUAACAUUAUGUAUUAUCUAUUGCAUUUUUAUAAUCAAAUUUAAAACUAUACGUAUAUUUCUUAUAUUAUUAAUAUAAAUAGACCCAAAUUUAAGUUUUUACGAAUGGUUAUAUUUAUUUAAAAAAGAAUUAUAUUUUUUAAUUAUUUAAAAAAGAAAUUUGGAAGAUUGAAUUGAUAUUCCAUCGGACCAUGACGUAUUACACACACAUUUUUUUUGAAACAUUACGAUUAAAUCUCUAUCAACAAAGUUUAAGAGAUAAAAUGUAAAAUUUCUUUCUCAAAAGAAGAAAAAAAAAAGAGAUUCCUUUCGAUUAUCACUAUAUAGAUAUUCACUGGCUGUUUAAUAGUUUAAUAGUGAAUUGCACGAGAUUCAUAUUUCUUGAUGUCAGAAAGUUCUAAUGAUUUUUUAAUGUUUUAUAAAAUAUCUUGCAUAUCUCUGCUGAAGAUCAUAGAUUUAUCAAAAAAUUUCGAAACUCUUUGCUACAAACAUAUGUAUGAAGAAAUAAAUCUAUACAUAUGAGUAAGUAAAACAAAGC